ACGCGACCCUACGCCGCGGCCGCGGACGCCGCGCGCGCGACGGCGCCGCGGCGCGAGCUCGGCGCGGUGUACAACGAUUGGACCAAGGACGAGGUGCGGGCGCUGUACGCGCGACCGCUGCUGGAGCUGGUGUUCGACGCGGCGAAGACGCAUCGCAUGCACCACGACCCGAGGCAGGUGCAGCAGUGCACGCUGCUGAGCAUCAAGACGGGAGGGUGCCCGGAGACGUGUAAUUACUGCGCGCAGAGCUCGUCGUGGAAGGGGGAGACGAAAUUGAAGGCGGAAAAACUGAUGGGCGUCGAAGAGGUGAUCGAGGCGGCGAAGAGGGCGAAGGAGGCGGGGAGCACGAGGUUUUGCAUGGGGACGGCGUGGCGAGGGCCGAGUCAAGUCGGCGCGGGACAGUUUGAACGCGUCCUGGAGAUGACGAAGGAGGUGAGGGACAUGGGGAUGGAGGUGUGCGCGACGCUGGGGAUGUUGACCCCGGAACAAGCGCUGAAGCUCAAGGAUGCGGGGUUGACGGCGUAUAAUCAUAACUUGGAUACGAGUCCGGAAUAUUACGACAAGGUGACCUCGAGCCGCAAGUACGAGGAUCGGUUGAACACGAUCGCCGCCGUGCGCGAGGCUGGUAUUUCCGUCUGCUGCGGUGGAAUUCUUGGUUUGGGCGAAGAGGAGUCGGAUCGGGCGAGUCUGAUGACGGUGUUGGCGACGCUUCCCGAGCAUCCGGAGAGCGUUCCCAUCAACGCGCUGGUGCCCGUGGAGGGAACGCCGUUCAAGGACAUGACUCCGCCCAGCGGUCUCGAGAUGGUGCGCGCCAUCGCCGUGGCGCGCAUUUUAAUGCCCGCCACCGUCGUUCGAUUGAGCGCCGGGCGUGUGAACAUGAGCCCGGAGACGCAAGCGUUGUGCUUCAUGGCUGGCGCCAACAGCGUCUUCACGGGCGAUAAACUCUUGACCACGCCGAAUAACGAAAAGAGCGAAGAUUCUUUCUUGUUCGAAGAGCUCGGUCUCGAGGGCCGUCCGGCUUUCGUGCCGUACGCAGCGGGCGCGGCUUCGAGCGAUGGAAGCGAGUGGAAACACAUGAAACACGAGUUGUAAUUUUCUGAAUUUCUAUCUGAGAGUUCA
Molecule: messenger RNA, 1119 nt
Organism: Ostreococcus lucimarinus CCE9901
Lineage: Eukaryota; Viridiplantae; Chlorophyta; Mamiellophyceae; Mamiellales; Bathycoccaceae
Exons: 1
Coding region: 157-1092 (311 amino acids)
Biological process (GO): biotin biosynthetic process
Cellular component (GO): mitochondrion
Molecular function (GO): 2 iron, 2 sulfur cluster binding; biotin synthase activity
Source: RefSeq, a predicted model, not a curated record